Prorocentrum cordatum is the source of this 4339-nucleotide messenger RNA. The record is from the annotation of a GenBank genome assembly. Lineage: Eukaryota; Dinophyceae; Prorocentrales; Prorocentraceae.
AUGGAGGUGCUCCACACAGCGGUGUGGGAGCUGCUGCGGGGGGCCGGCCAUGCCGCAGGCGCUGGUGUCAUAGCGUACUCAUCCUCGGCGGGCGUGAAGUGCCCCCCCUACGCGUGCUCGUGCGAGCCGCGCAUCACCUGCCCGGGCGGCCACAGCUCGGAGAGCACGGUGACCGGGCUCACGCUGCCGGGCACCCUCGCUCUGGCGGUGGUGUCAGCCGCGGCCGGCGCCUGCUGCGUCGUGCUGACGCUGCGCCACAGCGGCGCGGGCGCGCAGCUGGCCGUGGACCCACCGCCCGCCCCGGGCGUGUUCGUGACCCCGAUCGCGUCCCUGGAGGACAUCGGUACCAAGCAGUACCUUGCCAGCCUGGGGAUCUCGCCGGGCGACUUCAUCCUGGAGCGCUACGACAUCCCUGGGCCAGAGGUCUGGCACGAGCGCAUGGUGCUGAUCGCGUCGCCUCAUCGGACCGACCUCACGAUCCUGACCCCCGAUGGCGACUGCUACGAGGAGCAAUUGUUCGCGGCAGGGGCCCCUGGUGCCGACAUCGCGGCAUGGCUGCCGAGCAUCGGCGGUGCGAUGGGAGCCGGCAACCCAGCGACAGGAGCGUCCCACAUCCACCGCUUCCGCGCCGUGCCGGCUCCCGCCACCUGCGACGCCUUGCGCACGGCGGCCGAGGGCCGCCUCGGGCUCCCGCCAGGGCCGCGCGCGGUCCCCAACCUCGCCGGCCGCGCUGGCGUGGGGGCUCUCGGCGCGGGAGCGGGCGCGGCUGGCGCCGGCGCUCCCGCCGCGGGCGCGGUCGCAGGGGCCCCCGCUGCGGCUCUGCCAGCCGUCGCGCCCGGAGUGGCUCUGGGUGCCGGGCUUGGCGCCGGAGCGGCCGCGGGCGCUGCGCCUGCCGUGGGCGGCGUGCUGGUGGCGCCUCCAGUGGCCCCAGCGGUGGUUGCGGCGGCGCCGGCGCCCGCGGCGCCGAUGGCGGUCGCCGCCCCCGCGGCGCCAGGGGCUGGCGUCGGCGGGCUCGCCGGCCUCGCUGCCGUGCUCGGCGGCCCCCCGGCGGCAGCCCCCCCCCUGGCCGCCCCCGCCGCUGUGCCGGGGGCUGGGGGCGGCGCUGCCGUCGCGCCGGCCGCGCCAGCCGCCGCUGCCGACGUGCGCGUCCUCGCGGUGAGCUACGACGUGCUGGGGCAGCGACAUCGGGCUUUUCGGGAGGCGGCGCUGGCCAUGGUGGAGCACCCGUGGCCAGACUGGCCCGUGAAGGGCCCACGGACGUGUCGGUGGGUCUUCCGCUUCAUGGAGACCAACGGCGGGACACCGCUUGGGCGCCAUGCCCGAUGGCGCACCGAGGCCCGGCUGCACGCCUCGGAGUACGGCGUCGCCGAGCACGAGCGCGCGUGCAGGCUGAUCGAGUUCAUGACGAUCUACGACCAACUGAACGUGGUGGACUUGGCGUCGGGCGAGCUGCUUGCCCGCGUCGUGCAGCUCCACGAGGAGCGGUACCGCGAGCGGCUGGCGCCAGAGACGAAGGACGACAACCUGGACACGCAUCUGAUCCUGGGCUGUGACCUGGUCCGCGGGAACAUUUGCGUCUCGCCGCAGCUGGCGGAGCACCUGAAGGAGGAGCUCGCGAAGGAGUGGGCGGUGGAGCGCAGGAAGGCGCGCGAGGAGCGCGCGCUUGCGUCCAAGGGGAAGAAGGGCAACAAGAAGGGUGCUCCCAGCCCCCUGUCCACGCAGUUUUGUGGCAGCUCGCCGUCGGGCGGUCGCCAGCGUGACCAGCUCUUCCUGUUGCGCCCGCGGGGCCUGGGCGCGGCCGGUCUCGGAGAGCCUUUCGAAGGAUCGCCGCUGUACGAAUCUGGCGGCCCCACUCGUCCUUAUGCGAGGGACUCCGUCUCUUGGCCGAGCGCUGGACAGCACGCCGUGCCCCUGCAGGGCCUGCUUAUCACGUCGGACACUUCGUGGCUUGAGGACUGGCACUUGAACGCGCUACGACCCGCUGCAGAUGCUGUAUCCUUUCUUCGGGGGGCCUGCCCUCGGGGGCCGCGCUUGCGCCCGAUUUUGACUGGCUCGCCUUCUCUCUACUCCGACUUUUUGUCGCAGCUCUGGCGGCGCGAUAUGCUGACGUUCGUGGCCCACGACCCCUCCGUGAAGUGUUUGGGGGCCUUUUGCGUGGCCAAGAAGGACGGAUCACUUCGGCGCAUAUUCGGCACUCGGACGGCGACCUGCUACUUCACAGGCGCCCCGUCCUCGCGGCUCCCCACCGCCUCGGCGUUCUCAAACCUCGAGGGGGAGGGCGGCCGGUGCUUGGUUGCCGCCGGCGACGCCGCCAGCGCCGUUUACCAGAUGCGGAUGCCCUCUGGCCAGGAGCGCAACUUCCGGCCCCCGCCGAUCGACAGCUCCUUCCUUCGAGCCGCCGGCGUCCCCGACCUUCCUGAUGGGGCGGUGCAGGGCUGCAUCGCCGUCGCGCCGAUGGGCUCCUCGUGGUCCAUGCACCUGUGCCAGCGCGCGCUGAGGGCCGCGAUCGACCGUGCCGGGGUGCCCAGCUCCUUGACCAUAGAGGACGGGCGGCCGGCGGUGUCGCUCUCUCAGCCGACGGACGUCGGGAGCGCGGGGUGCGUGGACAACUACCUGGCCGUCGGUGCGAACACCAUCCGCGUCGACGCUGUGGUCGACCAGGUCUUUGAGCCGCUCCAGUGCGUCGGGAUCCACGUCCGCGACGCCGAGCGCGCGUCCGGCGACUGCGCCUUCCUCGGCCUAGAGCUGCGCGCCGGGCGGCGGCUCUCCGUCAAGGGGCGGAACGUUUGGCGCUUGCGGUAUGCCGCCGAGGAGGUCCUGCGCCGCACGAAGGUGUCGGGCCACCCCCUUCGGAUUCUCCCGGGGCACAUCACGUGGACGUCCCUCUUUCGGCGAGAAGCCCUGGCCCUCCUCAACUCGGCCUACGCCUCCGUCGAGGUGAACGACGCUGCCAUCCAGGAGCUCUGGCCCGCGGUCUGCGGGCGCUGUGGCGGGUGCGGUGUCUCCUGCCGCUGCUGGCGUGCGACCUGUCGGCCCCCUGGGGCAGCCGCGUCGCGUGCUCGGGCGCCAGCGGGCUCGGGCUGGGCGUGUGCCGCCGCCGGGCGCCGCGCUCUGAGAUGGCUCGGAUCGGGCGCCUCGGCGGGCGGUGGCGCUACGUCGCUGGCUGCGGCGCUGGUCGAGAGCUUCGCACCCUGCGGCGCGCUGAGCCUCCUGGAGCUGGCUGCCGCCCGCCCGGUGACGCAGGCGCGAUACCUCACGCUCCUCAGCGUCUUCCUGGCCUUCUGCUCGGCCUUCCGCCUGGACUGGAGCUCGAUGGCGGAGCCCGACGGGGCGACCACGGCAUACUGGAACCGCGUGCUCCUCAAUGCCGGGGUCCCCGGCAUGGGCGCCCCGUCCUCAGCUGCGCCGGCCCGCUUCACGCCGGGCUUGGUGGGGGUCUGGGGGCUCAUGCCGGGCGAGCCGAACCUGCGGGACGCGUCGAUGCAUUUCGACUUGGGCCCAGUCGUGCUGACGACCUUUGCCGCGCUGAUGGCGGUCGCCGUCGCCACGCAGUCGCUCUGGGCCCUUGCCGUGAUGCAGGGCUGGGCGGUGUUCAGCCGGUGCGCCGACGCCCUCAAGCAGGGCCCGCACGGCCCGACCCCGUACUCCCUGAGGCACAGGGGCGCGUCGCACGACACCCUGGCGCUGCGACGCCCCCUCGAGGGCGCCCAGCGCCAUGGCCAGUGGGCGGUGCCGCCGAGCAGGAAGAGGUACGCCAAGGAGACGCACCUCCUGGCCCAGCUGGCACAGGUCCUGUGCUGGGCCCUUCACCUCGAGACGGUGGUGGAGGAGCACUCCGCGCGGAUCCUCGAGCACUGCUUCGACGCGGAGGCGCUCCAGACGUUGCUGGGGCCCGCGGCGGCGCGCAGGGGGCCCGCCCGGCUGACCGCCGCGGCCGUGCCCUUGCUGCGCCUGCUCGCAACUCAGCUGCGCCUCGCCACGCGGCGGCGGCACCAGGCCUUCCUGGAGCUCUUCGCCGGCUGCGGCCGCGUGUCGGCCGAACUCAGGGCCCUCGGGCGUGGCUGUGUCGCGCUGGACCUGGCCAGCGGUGCCGACGGGAACCAUCUCGGCCGGCACUUCGAGCUCAUGAUUGCGGGGUGGCUGGAGGCCGGCAUCGUCGCGGGCAUCUUCCUCGGCACUCCCUGCGCUACCUGGUCUCGUGCGAACCGUUUCCCUAUUCGAUCGACUGAAUCUCCCAUGAGCAUCCCUGUCCUCGCGACCGCGCAGCAGGCGCGGCUACAGCUGUGUAGUGACACGUUCAACUUUAGUUGCCGCAUCAUAUCGCUUUGUAAGGCUCUAG